AGGCAGGGGUGCCUAUAAGCAUUCACAUGAAUUUUUUUAAAUUAAUAUGAAUUAUAUGAAAAGGCACCAUUGGAAAAUGUAUGAAUCUUAUGAAAAGUCUAAUCUUGUGAGGUACUGGGACUGCAGGACCAUGUUGACAAUUAGUUAUUAAAAUGAGAUUCAUACAAAAACGUGUUUCCUACAGCUAACUAUCCUACUCGCAUGCAGUAAAUGGACAGCACUAAUAGAAACAGCAAAAUAGUGACUUCCAGCAUUAUUUUCAAUUUCUCCAGGAGAAAUCACCAUGACUACAGCCAAUGCCCAGGACCUGCUGGAGGCUUCCUGCCAUUACCAGUUCCAGAAUGUCCGGGAAGCCUGCUGCACCUUCCUGCAGGACAACCUGCACCCUGCCAACUGCAUCGGCAUGUGGCAGUUUGCAGAAGUUCUGGCAUGUGAAAAGUUACAGGAGGCAGCCAAGCAGUACGCCCUGCAGAACUUUCCCGACGUUUGCGUGGAGAAUGAGAUUCUGGACUUGUCACGAGAUCACAUACUAGAAUAUCUGUCCAGUGAUAAGUUGUACGUGACAGAGGAAGGGACGGUGUUUGACACAGCCAUGCGGUGGCUGAACCACGACCUUCCCAAUCGACGAGAUGCCGUGAGAGAUAUGCUGGGUACAGUCAGGCUGAUAUCCGUACAUCCGAGCUACCUGCAGAACAUCGUGUCAAAGAACGCUCUCAUCAAGCAGUGCCCUGAAUGCAUGCAGCUAGUGGAGCAUGCAAAGAACCAUGUCCUCUUGCAGGACUGUGACUCGGAAUGGGCUGGUCAAAUACAGAUGAGCAAGCCUCGUGACUGCGUGGGAAGAAGUGUCCUGGUGAUUGUUGGAGGGAUGGUGAAGGUGGAUCGUAAGGAAGUCAGCACUGACAAGCUGAUCUACUACGACCCACAGGACCCAAAGUGGAGACUUCUGGGUAAGUUGCCUGUUCCCCUCCUCAGCCCCGGAGUAGCUGCCACCAGAAACAGCAUCUACAUCACAGGAGGGAAGGCAAUGCUGUCAAGAACAGGAGAAGAGGACGACACUGUCACCAACAAGGCCAGCAUGUACAGCCUAGCCAUUGAGAGGUGGAUGGACCUCGCUGACAUGCUGGAUGCACGACGGAGCCACGGAUGUGUCCUCCUGAAUGGUAAAGUCUAUGUGGUCGGUGGACUGGACCAACAUGAUGUUGUCAUGGACAGUGCCGAAGUCUACGAUCCGGAGAUCAACCAAUGGGAAAGCAUCAUGCCCCUCUCCAGGGCAGUGUGUGCAGCGGCAACUGCAGCAUGCCAGGGUCAGCUGUAUGUUAUUGGGGGCAGCACCAUGUUCAACCCUAUUGUUCCCAUCAACCUGAUCCAGUGUUUCAGUCCUGAAACUGGCAGGUGGAAAUAUGUGGAAUCUUCCUUGGUGAACCACAUCGGAAGUCCUGCUGUGACCAUGGAUGGAAAGAUCUACGCCAUCGCAGGGGCAUUCCACAACCACGUCAUCGUCUUUGACCCCGACACUAACCAGGUGACCAGGGUGGCCAACAUCAGCAUCGUACGGGCGCUGCACUCGGCCGCCAUGUUGGACGGUAAGAUCUACUGUACCGGCGGGAUACGGGAUGUGCCGGAGGUUGCUGAUCCCUACAACAGCAUGGAGUGUUAUGAUCCAGACAGCAACACAUGGACUGCUGCAGGUAAACUGCCCCAGGCCUUAUUUGGACACAGGUGUGUCACAGUCUUCAAGCGGACAAAGAACAAGCCGAGAAAAAGGAAGAAGCCAGCAGAGAAGUCAAAUCAGGCACAACUGGCCAGAAACCAUCCUGCACACCAAUUCUUACAGCGCAGGGGAACAACCAUCCUGGGAUAGGCUGUUUGAGCUUG
This is a messenger RNA of Branchiostoma floridae (Florida lancelet), 1875 nucleotides long. RefSeq names its product kelch-like protein 29. Gene Ontology annotation, molecular function: protein binding. The record is from RefSeq and is a predicted model, not a curated record. Lineage: Eukaryota; Metazoa; Chordata; Leptocardii; Amphioxiformes; Branchiostomatidae. The transcript is spliced from 3 exons. The coding region runs from base 284 to 1861 and encodes 525 amino acids.